Molecule: messenger RNA, 2696 nt
Organism: Cimex lectularius (bed bug)
Lineage: Eukaryota; Metazoa; Arthropoda; Insecta; Hemiptera; Cimicidae
Gene: Iru
Product: E3 ubiquitin-protein ligase RNF115
Exons: 9
Coding region: 164-1114 (316 amino acids)
Biological process (GO): positive regulation of DNA-templated transcription; protein ubiquitination; ubiquitin-dependent protein catabolic process
Cellular component (GO): nucleoplasm; cytoplasm
Molecular function (GO): ubiquitin protein ligase activity
Source: RefSeq, a predicted model, not a curated record
AGUGCGUGCCGAAAAAAAAUAUAAUGAGAAGUUAACGAUUAAAAGUAUAGUUCUGAUGAGAAUUUCAGUUAACGAUCGCGUCCGAUGGGAAGGAAAGGGCGAUCACGGCCGGAGUACGGAUCAAGUCGGCUGGGAUGCCUCUGAGCUGAGAUCAUAAGGAAUCAUGGCCGAAGAAGCUGCACUCGAAAAUUUACCAGUAAAUAGUUUUUUUUGCCACAAAUGCAACCGAGAAAUAAGCUCUGUCCUGCCUGAUUUUACAUGCCCUACAUGCCAGUGCGGUUUUAUAGAGGCUUUAAACAAUCCUCCAGAACAAAAUGAUGAUAGUGAUAUGGAUCUCGAGGGAAUUCCCUUUGAUGAGGUGAGUAAUGCAUUAAAUGUCUUCCAUGAUAUGUUAUUCACCUCAGGGAAUGAAGAGAGGCGGGGGAGAGGACGCCGAUCCGGAAGGGAAAAUUUCAGAGCUGGCAGAAUGAGGCAAUUCAAUAUUGAUGCCCCUAUUGAAACAUUGUUCCAAGACUUCGUCAUGAAUCUUGCAGAGGUUGGAGGUGGAUGGGCCGGAUCUAACACAAUCGGAGUAGGAACUGGUAGGGGCGGUGGUGGUCCUGUUUUACUGCUUGGAAACCCUGGAGACUAUGCCUGGGGAAGGGAAGGAUUGGAUGCAAUUGUGACACAAUUACUUAACCAAAUGGACACCACAGGACCACCCCCUUUGGCAAAAGAGAAAAUUAACGAAAUUCCUACGACUGUGAUCACCAAAGAGCAAGCUGAUAUAAACCUUCAGUGCUCAGUUUGUUGGGAAGAUUUCAAGGUGGACGAACCUGUGAGAAAGUUACCAUGUGAACAUGUUUACCAUGAAAAUUGUAUUAUCCCUUGGCUUGAACUACAUGGGACUUGCCCAAUAUGUCGCAAGACAUUGAUCGAGGAUGGAAGGGCCGAAGAUUCAGACAGCUCAAGGAAUAAUGUCGUCGGAAAUAGUUUGGCAACAUUAUUUCGGUAUGCGAGCGAAAACAACUCUAGGACACCAUCAUCCUCAUCCACAACAUCAUCAUCUGGUAAUAAUACGAGCACUUCGUCGUCAUCUAGACCCGAUUUCAAUAUGGAUAUAGAUUACGAUUAAAAGGUAUUUUUAAUUGGAUAAAAAGUUUCGAUUGAAGUUGAAAAUUAUAUAUUGUAAAUACACUCUUAGCUCCUAAUAUAUUUUGAAUGUCAGGAAGGUUGUCUUGCUGAUGUAUUAUUCUUUAUUAACAAUCUACUUAAUGUUCACUUUAAACAAAAAAUGCUUAUGUUUUCCCCGUACACUGUUAUGAUGAUUGUUUGCACAUAGAAUCAAGCUACCAAAUGGUUUAUCUUGAAGCAUCCAUUGAUAUUGAAAAAAAUAAAUAAAACAUGAAGGUAUGUUCAAACUUAGAACAUUCCAAGGUAGGAAACAUUGGCAAAUAAUAAAUCUGAAGCAUAUAUGUAAAUUUACUUAUGCAGCUAUCUUCUGUAUUCUUUUGUCUUUUUCUUUUCAACGAGCACUUUGUUUUAUCCCACAAUUUUAAAGUUCGUUUUAUGUUUAGUACUGAAGAGUUUAGGGUAAAUUAUGUCCUAGUCAAUUUUAUUUUUUUUUUUUUUUAAUUAAUUUUUUCACAAUUUAUGGUUCAAUACAAAAUAAAACUAGCCUUGUAUAAUAGUAGAAACAAAUUUGAAAUUGUGAAUUAAAAUCUAAUUUAAUUUUUCAUGAUUAUACAUUGUGCAGGUUCUUGAUAAAGGGAAAGGAUGGCCAAUAAAUUAUUCCUAGGGAUUAAUAUUUAUAUUAAAUAUAAAGAAAAACAACCCUGCGUUGUUUUCUAAGGAUCCAUUUCCAUCCAAGUUGUUUUGAAAAUGUUUGCAAGUAAAACAUCCCAGAUACAUUGAAACCUAUUCCAGAUAAUACAUGUUUAUUCCUGUGUACAUAUGCUACCUGUCUCGUAUUUUUACUUUUUAUGAUACUUAAUGGAUCAUGUAAAUUUGAAGUUUAGAUAAAGCUUCUAAACAUUUUUAUUUUAUUUUAAUAUAGUUAACUUUUGUUUUCUAUUAUUUUGAAGCCAUAAAUUUCCUUUUUUUAAACAAAUUCAUUGUCACUGUGUUACUAAAUUGAAAAUAGUUCUCAAUUUAAUUAUGCCUGUAAAGUUCCAGUGAUUAGAAAAACUGUGGAUGUUCAAGAUCGAUAGGUUUUUGUUUUUUUGUUCAAUUUAUUUUAUAAUCACAGAAAAACAAACUUGAAUUUGAAAUUUUUCUGAAGAAAAAAAAUCCAAAUUUAUAUACAAAUAGCAUCAUGUUUUUUGUCUAAAUAUAAUAAAGAAUAAGGAAAUAUAGGAAUGUAAAAGACAAAUGUUACAAUUAAGAAUAAAAUAUUCGAUGUACUUGUAAGUAUUGUUAUUCAUAUAAUAUCAAAUUUCUUAAAGCGAGUUGUGUUUAAGAAGUAUUAGCUCUGUAUUUUCUCAAUAAACAGGUCGUUGACCUGUUGAAUCUGUGAUGGGCUUUUUAUCUGUGGAUGAAAUAAAUCAGUCUUUUAAUUUGUUGAUAUUUAUUGAAAAGUAUAAUGUAGUGUGACAAUAUAAAACGAAAGAAAAAAAAACCAAGCCUCUGUAAUCUUAUUCUCUUUUUGCCAAGUGAUGAUCAACCAUAUUUGUUUUAAAUUAUUGUUGAAUGUAAUUAAAAAGGAAUAUUUUUCCGGA